Molecule: messenger RNA, 2220 nt
Organism: Paramecium pentaurelia
Lineage: Eukaryota; Ciliophora; Oligohymenophorea; Peniculida; Parameciidae
Source: the annotation of a GenBank genome assembly
AUGAUUAUUGAAAAAUAGUUAAUCAAUCUUCCUGCUGAAAAAGUCUUAUGGAUGAUAUAUGUAAAGAAGUUUGAUCCCAUCAAACUUAAAUAUAAAGUUAAGGUACGCUUUGAUUAGAAGUUCAUUUUUUUUGAAGCCUCCAAUAAUUUACUUCUAAAAUAGGCUGUUUCUGAAGCUGAAAAGAUAGGAACUUCAGAUUAUGAAUUACAUUUUCUUAUGAAGGAUACUAAACUUAUUUAUAAUUAUCAUCUUUACAUAAAAAUGAUUAAAAGUUAAGAAUACAAAGAAUUGACAAAUCAAUUUGAUGGUCUUUGUAUUAUGGUUAAAGAUAAGUUUAUAAAGCUUCAAAAGGAAUUAGCAGAUAAUGCAGGAUAUAGAGGUGAUAUUUCAAUAUAAUUACCUAACAGCUAUGUUUUAGCAUGGAUGCCUCGUAACAAAGCAGAUUAUAUUAUGUAAGAACUCAAUAAGCUUCUUAAUUUUUCAAAUCUUCGUAUUACAGAUUUAUAGGCAAUUUGGUUCUCAUGUUAUAAAGAUUCAUUUUAAAAAACUCAUAAUUGUUCAAUAGAAUAUUUGGAGUAGAAUUAAUUAAUAGAACUAAGGUUAAGUUCUUAAAAUUGUAUUAACCUUACUGAAUUUGUUUAGAGUGCACUUUCAAAGAAUUCUAUUAUUCAUUUUCCAUUUGAAUUGGAUGAAAUUUCAUUUAAUGCAGAUGAGGUCGAAACUCUAGUCAAAGAGUAAUUUAAUUGCAAAUUUGAAUUAUGGAGUCAAAUAAAGGUUAUUGAUUUAGCAUCCUAAAUAGAUAAGAAAUAUGGAACCAAUAUUCAAAAUAGAAUAAAGAAAAUAAAUAAAUUAUGUAAAUUAAAAGUGAAUUAAAUUAGUUCGUAAAUCAUUUUAUAUAUUUGGGAGACCUGAGAAUGAAAAUAAAGUAACUUAAAUCUUAAGAUCUAUUCUAGAAUAGAGAAUCAAAAUAUGUUAAGAUUCUAUUGUAAAAGACUAUUUAAUUAGUAGUGAAGAAAACGGAUUCAAAUUAAUCUUUUUUAAUAGAAAAGGUACAUUGUAAUUAGUUAACAAUAUUUUUGAUCCAAAUGAUUUUGAUUAGUUUUUAGCUUAAAAUUACAAUUUACCACAUGAGGUUAAAGUUCAUAAGGUGGAUAAAAAUUUAAGCUUUUAUAUUAAGGUACCAAAUAAUUAAAAGGAAAUCAAGAAUAUUAUCAUUGAAAUGUUAGAUAGUUAUGUAAAUCAUUCUUUCUAUUAUAUUAUUGACAAUGUCAAUAUUAAUUUCAAAGUUGGUUAAAAAUUCAAUUGUAAGAUUGAAACUUUCAAAUCAAAUACAAAUGUCAGGGGUUUAUUAGAUAUCUAUGGAUUCGAACUUUAAUAAAUAGAUUAAAAUAAUAAUGGUGAUGCUUUAGUUAUCAAAGUUUCUAAUAUUUUGCAUUCUAAAUAAGUUGAUCUAAUUAAUUACUUUAAUUAAUAAUUAUAGAACUGUAUUGAAUAAUAUAAAUCUGAUAUCUAUUUAUAAAUGGUAAAUGAUAAUAAUAAUUAAAUGAAAUUAAAAAAAAUUGAUAAUGCUUAAUUUGAUUACACAAAUACUUGUGAACCUUAAUUAGAGAGAUGUAAAAUUAUUUAAUUGACAUCAUCCUAAUUACAAUUAAUUAAAUAGUUCAAUAUCUUAUAUAAUAUCAUCAAAUAAUCUGAUUAAUACUUAGAGGAUUCUUUCUUUGUUGCUGUUUAAUAUAAAGGCAAUUAACUAUAAGAUGCUAUUGAAAACAUUAAAUAAUAAGAAGCUUUAUUUUUAGCAAAAUGGGCUUAAGAAAAGGAAAUUAUGGAAGUUGAAAAAAAUAAAAAAUAUGAACUAUAUUCAGUUUUUAUAUAAGAUUUGUUUCUAGACUAUUAUUCAAAUGCUAGGUUGCAAUUACUAAAUAGUUAUUUAGAUUAAGAGAUUACUAUGGAAAAAUAGUAGGUUUAAUUUUAUAUAGAAGUUACAAAACUAAAUUUACCCAUUUCAAAUUUAGGCCCUAUUAUUACUGUUAUUCAAUCUAUCGAAAAUUUAGGAAGAGUUUUCACACAAAUGAAAGAGUUACCACCAGGUCGAUAUCUAAUUGGCUAUGCACUAACAAAUGCCAAAGAGUUUCAAUUAAGUUCAGUCAAAUAUAUUAUAAGGUAAUAUUUUAUUGUUAUUUUAUCAGAAAUGUUGUUCAAAUUCUUUAAGAAGAUAUCUGA